Molecule: messenger RNA, 518 nt
Organism: Mixia osmundae IAM 14324
Lineage: Eukaryota; Fungi; Basidiomycota; Mixiomycetes; Mixiales; Mixiaceae
Exons: 5
Coding region: 15-518 (167 amino acids)
Source: RefSeq, a predicted model, not a curated record
UCAGGCUAGAUACAAUGUCGCUCGAUAGUGCUCAAGGAGGCCGAGACGUACCCUCGCAAGGCGCGAAUGCAGGUGAAGAUGCAGGCAAGAUCGACGGCGAGCCCGUCGUCGGCUUCACGACCUCUGAACCUCAGGGCGAGAUCACAGAUCCGUCGGGAUUGCCCAAGGAUCCCGUCUACUCGACGAGUGACGCAUCGCACGAGCGAACUAAAGCCAGCACGGGUGGAUUCAGCCAUGCAGAUGAUGCCGAUGCUCAUCCGGACACACGCGAGGAUUCAGGUCCUGCAGACCAAGUGGACGUACUGGCUGUGGACAGAACGCAGACGGACCAUCCCAGAAUCAGAGCGCGAGCAAGUUCACUGCCAGCCUGGAAGCUGCAGCCAACGCUGAUUCGACUGCCAUCUGAGCAAUGCAAGGCAAAGUCAAGUCAAGCUGAACACGGUCAAGAAGAGCACAAAAAGGAAGCCGACCAGUAUAGCUUAGAAGCUAGUCACGCACGUUGUUCACUGCAUCAUUGA